This is a messenger RNA of Tarenaya hassleriana, 531 nucleotides long. RefSeq lists its product as uncharacterized. Gene Ontology annotation, biological process: regulation of mitotic cell cycle spindle assembly checkpoint. The record is from RefSeq and is a predicted model, not a curated record. Gene Ontology annotation, cellular component: anaphase-promoting complex. NCBI's taxonomy places the organism in Eukaryota, Viridiplantae, Streptophyta, Magnoliopsida, Brassicales, Cleomaceae. Bases 57 to 356 code for a protein of 99 amino acids. The transcript is spliced from 2 exons.
CACGUCACACCCCACUCAGAGAGAGAGAAGGAGAAGAGAAGAUAGAGAGAGGGAGAAUGUUGCAGUUUCCGACGUUGAUGAGCCAAUAUCCGUCAUCGACGAGAACGAUUCCGACGUCGUUUCUGUUGCCGCUGCAGUGGCCACAGCCGCAUAACGAGGAGAUUUUUCUCGCCAUGGAAGAAGCUGAGUUCGAAGAAAAGUGCAAUGAGAUCAGGAAGAUGAGCCCGAGCUUGCCGGUAAUAGGCAAACCAACCAUCGACAACAACCAAGAAGAGGACGAUAACGAUGCUGAGGACGAUGAAGCUGACAAUGCCGAGGAUUCUGACGCCGAAGAAUUCGAGCAGGAAACUGGUUAACAUUUAGCCCUUUUGUGUCCUGUCGUCCGAUUCUUAUUCUCCAUGGAUCAAAUUUGUGGUAUAAGACUUUGUAAGUUUGAAUUAGUUUUUAUUCAUUCAAGGGUUUUUAUUAGAAAGAAAACAAUAUCUAUGUGUGGUUUAUGAAUUAAUUAUGCAAAGGGAUGGAUGAAAUCAA